Messenger RNA from Xenopus laevis (African clawed frog), 1534 nucleotides. RefSeq names its product potassium inwardly rectifying channel subfamily J member 5 L homeolog (gene kcnj5.L). The record is from RefSeq and is marked provisional. Lineage: Eukaryota; Metazoa; Chordata; Amphibia; Anura; Pipidae. Gene Ontology annotation, molecular function: inward rectifier potassium channel activity. Gene Ontology annotation, biological process: regulation of monoatomic ion transmembrane transport; potassium ion transport; potassium ion import across plasma membrane. Gene Ontology annotation, cellular component: membrane; plasma membrane.
CUGACUUGUUUUUCAGUGAGCAGAUCCUGAGCAGUUGUUGAGGGAGAUUUUAGGUAUAUCACUGAUAGAGAGGCAUAUUCUUAUGCUGAAUACAAAGAUGAUUCCUGAAAGAAUGGCACCAAGUCCUCAGUGGAAAAGAUUGUAUGAGUCACCACAACUCAUCCAAACCAUCAUGGCAAGGGAUUUAAGGGUCUCUAUGAACCAGGACUUAAAGGUUGAUAUUACACCCAAAAAAUUACCAAAACAAGCUCGAGAGGAUCCAAAACGCAGUAUUGACCGUACACAUCUCCUGUUUGAGCACAAGAAGCCAAGGCAGCGGUAUAUGGAAAAGGAUGGCAAGUGCAAUGUACACCAUGGCAAUGUCAAGGAAACCUACCGCUACUUUAGUGAUUUGUUUACUACCCUAGUGGAUCUCAAGUGGCACUUUAGCUUGUUUAUCUUUACACUUGUGUACACAGUCACCUGGCUUUUCUUUGGCCUUAUCUGGUGGCUCAUUGCUUAUAUCCGAGGAGAUCUGGAUCACUUGGGCGACAAAAACUGGGUUCCAUGUGUAGAAAAUCUUAAUGGUUUUGUGUCUGCAUUUCUUUUUUCUAUUGAAACUGAGACUACAAUUGGUUAUGGCUAUCGGGUUAUCACAGAGAAAUGCCCUGAAGGAAUCGUUUUGCUUUUAGUUCAAGCUAUAUUAGGUUCCAUCGUGAAUGCCCUGAUGGUAGGUUGCAUGUUUGUAAAGAUAAGCCAGCCAAAGAAGCGCGCGGAGACACUUAUGUUCUCCAAUAAUGCUGUGAUAUCAUUAAGGGAUGGAAAACUUUGUUUAAUGUUCCGCGUUGGGGACCUCAGAAGUUCUCAUAUUGUGGAAGCAUCGAUCCGGGCGAAACUUAUUAAAUCCAAACAAACUAAAGAAGGUGAAUUUAUUCCACUCAAUCAGACUGAUAUCAACGUGGGCUUUGAUACAGGCGACGAUCGUCUCUUUUUGGUCUCUCCUCUCAUCAUUUCACAUGAAAUUAAUGAGAAAAGCCCAUUCUGGGAAAUGUCUCGGACUCAGCUGGAAAUAGAAGAAUUUGAAAUUGUGGUUAUCCUAGAGGGCAUGGUGGAAGCAACAGGGAUGACAUGCCAAGCCCGAAGCUCGUACGUGGACUCUGAAGUUCUUUGGGGACAUCGAUUCAUCCCAGUCCUCACACUGGAAAAAGGAUUUUAUGAAGUGGAUUAUACUACUUUUCAUGAUAACUAUGAGACACCCACUCCGAGUUGUAGUGCCAAAGAGUUGAAGGAAAUUCAGCAUGGAGAACAGGUCCUCCAUCAUACCUAUACUGGGCAAAGGAAAAACAGUGCGCAGAAUGGGGCCCCUAGGUCAGAGGACUUAAACAGAAGAACACAGCCAGACUGAAAUUUAAAAAACAUUGAUACAUUUCUAAACAUUUAUAUGCUCCGUACUAGCACAAUUGUUUUACAUCAGUCUAUACUCAAUGUGUAAUCCUGUAUAUUUAGUUCAAUCGUGUUGUAGGCCUCAAGUCAGUCCUCAUGAGUUAAAAUUAUU